GCCCGCGGAGAAGCUCCUCAAGCGCAUGAUUGUUCCCAAUGCAGAUUUGAGGUGUACGGCGAAACAGGCCAUGGCUGAUAUAUAUUGGCAGGCUGCAGCUGCAACGGCAGUUCCAGACAAACAUGCACAUAAGAAAUCCGCCUCUGUUGCCGCUUCCCCCCGCGAAGCAAACGCCCAUCCAUACACUUUCAUCCUCAUUUAUAUCCCCCCCAUCGAAAGACACCUCCACUCCAAAAGAUGCCGCACCCAAAGAGGCGUCUGUCUCGCGGCUUCUCGACAUUUCACUCCCCUGGUCCUCCAGUUCUCGCCCCCCCCUCCCGCUCCUCAGCAUCCCACUCGGUCUCCCGCACACCUGAAAAGGAGAUCAAGGAGGAUACCCACGCCGGUGACAGGCAUCAUGCACGAUCGAAAUCGCAACCCAAGCUCCGUUCACCCCACCCUCACGCGGAUGGAUAUCGCCAAGGGCGGAAGUUGUCAACUGUACAAGGAUCACCUGCUGUUAAGGGCGCGAAACAGCUCGGACCUGCUCCCCUCAGUCCCGUCGGCACUGCAAACACGAGUGGUAACACGAGCAGCAGCUCCGGGUUGUUCUCGCUCAAUUCUCUCACACCAGUCCGGAAACCGCUUGGACCGAGAACGCCUUCGAAUCUCUCUCUCAGAGAUCUAGAAAGCGGAAGAAAGAAGGGGGCGAGGACAGGGAGGGAGAACACGCCACGUGCAAAAGAAAACUCGCCACUCGGAGAUAGCAAAGAAAACACUCCCCAAAACAAAGGAAACGGCACACCCAAAAUGAGCGGUCGUAAACCCCGCUCGCGUUCUCGAGCGGGUGUAUUGGCAGACUUGACGGGUUUUGCGAAGAAUGUGGAUUUGGGUGCGCAUGGGUUGCCGAAGGCGAGGGCGAAGGGUACUUUGAGGAGUGUUUCGGAUUUAAGGAAUGUUUCGAGGGCGGAUGUCAGGAGCGCGUCGAGGCCGGACGUUCGUGAUGCGUCGAAGACAGACGUUCGAAGCGUAUCGCGGACGGACAUCAGUGUCACACAGAACACGUCGAGGGCAAGUCUGAACGAGCACCCCACCCCCAACGCUUCCACUGCAGACCUCGCGAACGUAUCCACAACCGUAAAUGUCAGCGGUAUGGCCAAUACCACGUCCUCGACCGUAGGCAAGGGCAGCGUGCGUGACCGUAUGCGCGAGUGGGAGCGUGAACGUGAGCGGUUGCGGGAGAUGGAGAGACUGACGGAGAUGCAGCGCGAAGCUGAGUCUAUCAUGACGUCGACCAACGGAAACAUCGACGAUGAUGAUGAGACGGAGUUGAGCGACGAAGAAGUGGAGUGUGCAAUUCAAAGGGAGGAGGCUCAGGAGGCACGUCGUUCCCCUGUUUCAAGCGGCCAGACGAGUCCCGUGGAUGUACAGCAUGAUGUGAAGACAGAGGAGACGGAUAGCGAGAUUGAUCCAAAUGUUACGAGCUAUCGUGCGGAUUUGAGCGCGGAGCACAUUGAGAUUGCGAGGAUAGGGGUGAGGGCGAGCGCGCAGUUGUUGACGAUGAGCAAAGGAAGUGUUUCCGUGCUUGGGUUGGACAGGAGCUAUUCAGCGUCGACGGCGCCUGCUGAAUGUAAUCUACCAAGUGAGAUGCCUCGGGCGAGUGAGUCUGGAUUCGUUGGACUCAAACACAGCGUGAAAGCUUCUAUUGACAAAGGCGUUCGGAUGUACAAGUCCUCGACACUUGGACAAAUCACGAGUGGUCGUACGACACCUGUGUGGUGUGCUUCCCCGGAGCCCAUCGAGUUUGAGCAGCGCCGCUCGGGUGAAGCUGGGAGAUUCAGCUAUGAGGAUAUUCGCCCAGAGAAUGCUGCUGAGAAGGAACGGGAGACCGCUGUUGAUCGAAUGAAUCUCUGGAUUCAGAAUGUUGAAAGAGUCGUCGAGGAAACGCGCCAGAACUUUGCUUUUGCAUCCACCAGCAUUACUCCACCUCCUGCGCUUCCGCUCUCGCCGCCCAUUUCACGUUCUAGUUCGCAGGCGCUCAAUGCGUCGCGUUCAUCUUCGCGCCUUCCAAAACACCAACUCGUUCUCGGGGUAUAUGUCUCCCGAUAACUCUGGGUUCACCCAGCGUGCUGGUGUGCCUACCAUUAAUGUGCUUUCUCAGACUCCCCGACGCCAGCGUCGUGCCACCAUUUCGACGCGCUCGCCCAAGGUCGAUGAAAACGACAUAGAUGGGUUAGGCUCGCCGUCGAGGAGAAGGGAGAAAUCACG
This is a messenger RNA of Suillus subalutaceus, 2247 nucleotides long. RefSeq lists its product as uncharacterized. Lineage: Eukaryota; Fungi; Basidiomycota; Agaricomycetes; Boletales; Suillaceae. The record is from RefSeq and is a predicted model, not a curated record. The transcript has 6 exons. Bases 238 to 2088 code for a protein of 616 amino acids.